AUGUCAAUAGUUUUUCGAUUUUAUACUCGUGAAAACUUUAUACAAUAUUUUUCGACUAAUAGAUCAGUUGCAUUAAAAUCGGUUCGUCAGUGUCCAAAUAGACCAUGGUAUAAAUUGACUUUUUGUCUACUCGGAUCAUUGGCCUUAACCGUACACACUAGUUUUCUUGGUCAACGCAUCGACGAGUAUGACAAUGUCGGACAAUCUAUUGCGACGCAAACCAUACAUUGCAAAAAUCAAAGUGUACUCAACUACGAAGUCCGAUUAUUUGUCAUCAUCAUAAAGAGUGUCACAUAA
Messenger RNA from Adineta ricciae, 297 nucleotides. Lineage: Eukaryota; Metazoa; Rotifera; Eurotatoria; Adinetida; Adinetidae. The record is from the annotation of a GenBank genome assembly.